This is a messenger RNA of Phlebotomus papatasi, 1313 nucleotides long. RefSeq names its product gastrula zinc finger protein xLCGF3.1-like. The transcript has 3 exons. Gene Ontology annotation, molecular function: zinc ion binding. Lineage: Eukaryota; Metazoa; Arthropoda; Insecta; Diptera; Psychodidae. The record is from RefSeq and is a predicted model, not a curated record. Gene Ontology annotation, cellular component: nucleus. Bases 158 to 1258 code for a protein of 366 amino acids.
AUUUCAUGACAGUGUCAAUUUUUGUGUACGUUCUGCGAUUCCUACAAGACGAGUAUCUGGUAUCUCUGUCCAUUCUCACUUCUCUGAGAUAAAUAACUGACCAAGAAAGCGAUAUCACUCGCUCUUUUGAACUGGAAUCUCCAAAGAUAAGAAAAUAAUGAGCGAGGGAACAGAACCAGGGCCAAAAAAGUGCCGAACUUGCUUGGAGGAGUCUCCUGAAGUGGAGUCUCUCUACCAGAUAACAGAAAUUUCCAGGAAAAUUGCAGAUUUGGCGACGUUUCUUAAGGAACUGACUGAUCUUGAGUGCGAUGAAAAUGACGGAUUGCCGGCUUUUAUCUGCCUGGAGUGUGUCAAAGAAAUAUCCCGAGCUGUAACGUUCAAGGAGAAGUGCAUAAAUUCCGACAAUGUCCUGCGAGGAAGGAAUGUCGCGAAAAACACAGAGAAUCCUUCUGAAUACCAAGUAGAACCUGAGAAAAAGCCUCGGGAAUCCAAGAGAAAGAAAGGUACCACAAAGACAAGGAAGAAGGGAACAAAAUCUCAAUCAGGACCUCCCUUUAAAUGCGACAUUUGCUGCAAAAUCCUCAGCAAUUCGGGUUCCUAUCGCUAUCACAUGCGUCUCCAUUCUGAUGAGACUCCCUACCUCUGCAGUCAAUGCGGGGAAAAAUUUAAGACCAGAAAUGCCUACGAUGGCCACAUGAUGACCCACAAUUCCAACAAUCCUCACACUUGCAACAUCUGCGGGAAGUCCUACAGACAGGCAGCAUCCCUGAGGUGCCAUGUCCUCAAUCACACCGGAGAAAAGCCAUUCCUGUGUGUCCUUUGCGGAAAAGGAAUGACCCAGAAAAGUGGCUACAAGAAACACAUGCUAACGCAUACGGGAGAUAAGCCCCAUACUUGCGAUGUUUGCCAUAAAUCCUUCAGAUACUCAAGCAACCUACACGUCCACCGAAGAUCUCACAGCGACAAGAAGCCUUACGUUUGUGGGGAAUGUUCCAAGCGAUUUCACACUAAAGAACAACUAAAGCGACAUGUUCUUAUUCAUACCGGAUCAAAGCCCUAUUCCUGUGAGUACUGCAGCAAAAGUUUCAAUCGCCGGAGCACGCUGAAAGUCCACAGAUUCCUGCACACCGGAGAGAGAAAGUACAAAUGCAGCCAGUGCCCAAAGAGUUACAUCCAGCAACACUGUCUAAUCAGCCACAUGACCAGUCAUGCUAAGACUCCUGGGCAGGGGACCAGUGAAAGUCAGUCGAGUGUUUAAGAAGUUCGUUUUUUAUUUCGUGAAGUAUUCGAAUGAUAAAUUUUUCUCUAAAAUA